Podarcis raffonei (Aeolian wall lizard) is the source of this 3609-nucleotide messenger RNA. RefSeq names its product RAB30, member RAS oncogene family (gene RAB30). Gene Ontology annotation, molecular function: GTPase activity; GTP binding. The coding region runs from base 726 to 1337 and encodes 203 amino acids. Gene Ontology annotation, biological process: Rab protein signal transduction. The record is from RefSeq and is a predicted model, not a curated record. The transcript is spliced from 5 exons. NCBI's taxonomy places the organism in Eukaryota, Metazoa, Chordata, Lepidosauria, Squamata, Lacertidae. Gene Ontology annotation, cellular component: trans-Golgi network.
UAGGGCCGCUCCUCCUCUCCGCAGGGCGCCCGUCGAGAACCGCACUGCCGCCGCCGCCGUCAUCACCGCCGCCAAUAUGGCCGCUCUGAGGGAGCGAGCGGGCUCGGCUCCCGAAACCUUAAGGCCCUCCCUCUUCUCCCUCAGCUCCUUUCUGAGGCCGCGCCGCGCGGGGCUUCACGGGAGUUGUAGUGCUGCGGACGACCAGACGCGCCUGUAGUAGUCCGGGGCGGAACCGCUCCCCGGGACUACGUUUCCCAGGGACCCAAGGGACGCAUGCCCGGAGGGGCCAAUGGGAAAGCUCUGUCUUUCCUUUUCCCCGCCCACCCUCCGCCUCCGCCCCCUGCCGAGCCACAGAAGGAUGAUGUAAUUGCAAAGCGGCUGAAGGGCGGGGCGGUCCUUCUGCGCUGCAAUUCAUUGUGCCAGACCCAGAUCGGUGUGCAGCCUCCUCCUCCAUCCCCCUGCUGUUGCUGCUUCCAGCAACCAGAGCAGCAGCAGCAGCACCAGUGACUGAAUCCCAAGCAAAAGGGGGCGGGAGUGGGUGGCUUAGGUUGGUUGGGGAGGAAGCGGCGCGCACACACGACCUUCUACAGUUUGCAUCCCAAGGGAACUGCUUCGCAAGCUUUGCCCCGCUCAUGUCUAAUUAAGUGACUUGGUUUCCAACCUGGCCUCUUGGCUUAUGUUCUUUGUAAAGGGCAGGGAGCAGCCGUCCCAAACCAGCUGUGUAAAUGAGUAUGGAAGAUUAUGACUUUCUCUUCAAGAUAGUUUUAAUUGGGAACGCUGGCGUGGGGAAGACCUGCUUAGUGCGGCGGUUUACUCAGGGUCUUUUUCCACCAGGGCAAGGUGCCACAAUCGGCGUUGACUUUAUGAUUAAGACAGUGGAGAUCAAUGGUGAAAAAGUAAAGCUGCAGAUCUGGGACACGGCAGGACAAGAGCGAUUUCGGUCCAUUACUCAAAGUUACUAUCGCAGUGCUAAUGCAUUAAUACUGACCUAUGACAUCACCUGCGAAGAGUCCUUCCGAUGCCUCCCAGAGUGGCUGCGGGAGAUAGAGCAGUACGCCAGCAAUAAGGUCAUCACCGUCCUAGUGGGGAACAAGAUUGAUUUAGCGGAUAAAAGAGAAGUCUCCCAACAAAGAGCGGAGGAAUUUUCCGAAGCCCAAGACAUGUACUAUCUGGAGACUUCGGCUAAAGAAUCGGAUAACGUGGAAAAACUCUUUCUCGACUUGGCUUGCCGGCUGAUCAGCGAAGCGCGGCAAAACACGCUUGUGAACAAUGUGGAAUCCCCGUUGCCCGGGGAAGGGAAAAGUAUCAGCUAUUUGACUUGCUGCAAUUUCAACUGAUAACCGGUCGAGCCCCCGAGGGUUAUGACUCUUCUUUCUCGCCAAGGCCUGUCUUGACAAAGGCCACUCCUGCCACCUCAACCCAAUCUGACUGGCGGAUGUCGUCAGGUUCACAACUUUGAAGCAUGGCAGGCUGGCCACUUCGCCUGCGGGGUCAGCGUAGCAGAAAUAUAACCUGGUUUAAUUUUUUAAAGAUAUAUAUACACACACACACACAAAUAUAUAUAAAAAUGUAAUUCCCCUGUAAUCUGGAGGUGGUGAGGAUUCACAAGGGUGCUCUAGGUAUCCGAUGGCAAGCGGAAGCCAGGUCUUCGUUUCACUUCCACGAAGCAACUAGGGAAACUUCCUUGGAAUUGCUGAGUAAUGCAAGUUCUCUCUUGCACCAUUUCUCUCCCCCCCCCCCGACCUUUUAAUAAGUGUAAUGCACAUUAGCCAUCAUGCAGCUGUCAUGGCCUGCCAGCUAAGCAAUGACCUGUGUAUAUAGAUAUGGCCCAAAUCAUUCGAUUUCUAGGGCACAGCCCCUGAAAAUAUGUUUCUUUUGGGGGGUGGGGGUGGGAAAUAAGUGUUAAUGCCUCUCAUGUCCAUACACUUUCAUCGACAUGGAAGUUAAAAAUAGAAAUGCCAAUAUUUUGAAACCAACAAGAGUGGAGAUUGGCCCUCUCACUUCUUUGGGUACUAAUAGUUUGGCUAACUUUUACCCCAGGCGAAAUUUUAGAUGUGAUCCAUAACUGCCCGCUCUGUUUUGUACAGAAGCCAGGAACUGUUCACUAGGAAGCACCAAUUGUAAAAAAACAAAAAAACCCUUUUUGCUGGUAGAAACAAAUACACCACAGGCCUCGUUUUGCCUGGAUGCCGUUUCUGUGGGUUGAAAGAGUUGGUUUUAGCUUAUUAAAAAGGUGUAUUAAAAAUCCUCUGCGAACUUGACCUGAACAAAUAAGUGUUCUGAAGUUUGCAAUUAAAAUCAGCGUUCUUGCACCGUCCUGGCAUAUAGUGGAGCUUUCUGUUCCCUCUUACGGAAGUGACCCGAUGAAGGUGUUUUGAAUAUAGUUAAUUAUUUCGGGAGUUGGCAGAAAUAGCUCCAGGACUGGUUCACUGGAAUACUGGGAAACUUGGGGAUUUGGACAGCAAUAUAGAGUUGUCUGUUUAAAGGCAUAUUACAACACAAGGAUUCUGAGAUUUUGGGGGGGCUGGCGAAAUGUUUCCAUGUGUCCACUUUAAGCACAGAUGCCACACGUGGUGUGCACUGCUAAAUGUAAAAAAGAAAGUGUGAGGAAGACCUUACCAAAGGAGUAAAACCCCAAGAUCAGUCCUGAUAAUAGCUGUCCAGAACAGCAGUACAGUCUGCAGAAGGAUCGAUACUGAGCGUGCUUUUAAUUAAAGCAGAAGCAGCCGCCGCCAUGGUACUGGACUCAAAUCCAUUUGUGGAAAUGUAUUUCUCAUUGGGAAGCGAGCGCACAAUUUCAUAGGGUUUUUAUAUGCUUUAGGAAUAAAACAGAUAAUGGCAGCGCAUGUUCUGAUCUUUACUGAGGCUGCGACCAUCUUGCAAAGCUGUAGCUCCUGAGAAGCAAAUUCAAAUUGCAUUGUCAAAAAGCCUUCCUUUAUAAUGUAGUCGCUUGCAGGCUCACGAUUGUAGUUCAUCUAAUUUGUCCGCUGCGCUCUCCUGGGCUCAACUGUGUGUGUGCGUGUGUAUCUGUAUGUAAAACUCUUGGCUUGGGCAUUCCCCUCAGUCCCAAACCACGAAAGUUGGAAGCAGUGUGAAAUGUGUCCUGCCCUCAUCUCCAUUGUUACUGCACCUCUUGUGCCAUGCUCAAAGAACGCACCAGAUUCUGCAAAUUGGAUGCUGGAAGAAGAAUCACAAGGGCAGAGAUGGCCAGCUUUUUUCCUCAGAUCUUGGUGUUGACUCGCUUACCCUGCAAGAAAGGGCGAACUGUCUGGUUCAUGAUGGACCUGCAAUGGAUUGUAAUUUUAGUAUUAAUUCGCUGGUUAUUCUGUAUUUAGUAUUAAUUAGUUCAAUUAUGUGCAGAAGAAGAAUGGGCACUGUUUGCUGGGGACUGGACGGGUGCAUCUCCCCUGGUGAAAGGGGAACAUGUGAAAAGGCAUGGAUACAUGAUGCGCUCUGUGUAUCAACCCUUUGUUUAAAGAGGGCUUGCUUUUACUCGAGGUGCUUCUAGGAGGCUGUGCCCGAUCACCGACAAGGCGAUCUCUUCUGCAUUGAAAAAGAAGCUGCUAAAGUUUUAGCCUUUUUUUGAGAAUAAAGUCAACAUUUUAAAAA